Messenger RNA from Galeopterus variegatus (Sunda flying lemur), 636 nucleotides. RefSeq names its product olfactory receptor 4D6-like. NCBI's taxonomy places the organism in Eukaryota, Metazoa, Chordata, Mammalia, Dermoptera, Cynocephalidae. Gene Ontology annotation, molecular function: G protein-coupled receptor activity; olfactory receptor activity. The transcript has a single exon. Gene Ontology annotation, biological process: G protein-coupled receptor signaling pathway. The annotation marks the transcript as partial. Gene Ontology annotation, cellular component: membrane. The record is from RefSeq and is a predicted model, not a curated record.
UUCCACUUUGCUGGUGGGGCAGAUAUUUUUUUCCUCUCUGUGAUGGCCUAUGACAGAUACCUUGCAAUAGCCAAACCCUUGCACUAUGUGACCAUUAUGAGGAGAGAGGUGUGGGUGGUCUUGGUGGUGGCCUCCUGGGUGGGUGGUGCUUUGCAUUCAAUUGCCCAGAUAAUUCUGAUGAUUCCACUCCCCUUCUGUGGCCCCAACAUCCUGGAUGCCUUCUACUGUGAUGUGCCCCAGGUGGUCAAACUGGCCUGCACGGACACCUUUGCUUUGGAGCUUCUUAUGAUCUCUAACAAUGGACUGGUGACCCUGCUUUGGUUCCUUCUGCUGCUGGUCUCCUACACCAUCAUUCUGGUGCUGCUGAGAUCCCACCCUGGUGAGGGGCGGAAGAAGGCCCUCUCUACCUGCACCUCCCACAUCCUGGUGGUGACGCUUCACUUCAUGCCUUCCGUUUACAUCUACUGCCGGCCCUUCAUUACCCUGCCCAUAGACACAGCCAUAUCCAUUAAUAACACGGUCAUCACCCCCAUGCUGAACCCAUUGAUCUAUACCCUGAGGAACCAACAAAUGAAGUCAGCCAUGAGGAGACUGCAGAAGAGGCUUGGACCUUCUGAGAGCAGUAAACUGGGGUGA